AUGGCGAACCAAACAUCGCAGACGUACAUACCAAGCAAGACCAUCAAGACUGAGUUCCCGCUCAUAGACAAUGACCCACAUUUCAAGCGGGUAAUCGCCUAUGCCCGACCCUCCGACUACGCCUUCGGCGCGGUGGCCGCAGCAGCAGGUCCCGGACUCCUCUGGACGAUGGAGAGGUUCGCACCCUCGUACGCCGGACGGGGCGCCUUCGCACGGGUGAUGCGACUUGCCGGUUUCAUCGGAGUCUGCGGCGGCUUCCUGUCCUUCUAUCAACGAUCGAUCAUGAGGUUCUACGGCAUGAGCGAGAACGCACGGGAGAUCGAGAUGGACAUGCGGGAGAUGGUCGACAAGGUCAAGCGCGGCGAGCCCCUGUACGGCGUGAGCACGCUGAGCCCACACAUGCAGGGCGUCGCGGCGCGGCAGUCGAGGUACUCCGCCACCUUCUUCGAUGCCGUCCCGUGGUUCAACUUUGUCAACCACAACCAGCACGGCGUCGACACCGCCAAGUACUACCGACAGGCCGAGAAGGAACUCGCGGCCGAGGAGCGGACCAAGGGACAGCAGGAGGUUACGCUGCUGGGUUAA
Molecule: messenger RNA, 585 nt
Organism: Diaporthe batatas
Lineage: Eukaryota; Fungi; Ascomycota; Sordariomycetes; Diaporthales; Diaporthaceae
Exons: 4
Coding region: 1-585 (194 amino acids)
Source: RefSeq, a predicted model, not a curated record